This is a messenger RNA of Dermacentor silvarum, 741 nucleotides long. RefSeq lists its product as uncharacterized. Gene Ontology annotation, molecular function: nucleic acid binding. The transcript is spliced from 3 exons. The coding region runs from base 1 to 648 and encodes 215 amino acids. The record is from RefSeq and is a predicted model, not a curated record. NCBI's taxonomy places the organism in Eukaryota, Metazoa, Arthropoda, Arachnida, Ixodida, Ixodidae.
AUGGCCAACGGCCUGGUGGAGAAAUUUAACGGCACCCUGAAGCUUAUGUUAAAGAGAAUGUGUGCCGAGAAGCCGAGAGACUGGGACCGUUAUCUGGCGCCUUUGCUAUUUGCAUACAGGGAAGUGCCCCAAGCAAGUCUUGGAUUUUCUCCCUUCGAGCUCCUUCGGCCUCAGCGAUGCCAAGAUCUCGGAGUCUCUGCAAAUGGAUGCAAAUUUGACACUCGCCAGCGCUUUGGCAAAAGCUCGCUUGAAGGAGACCGUCCAACGACAGCAGCAACAGCUGCGAGAAACCAGCGACGAACCUUCGGCAGCGCCAGCCAGCAACCUGGACGCGAUCAACAAACAACGGCAGCCCCGGAAGAAUUCUUCAGGACAGCGUUCCGGCACCUCGUCAAGGACCACUGCACCUAUCACACAAGGUCAACGCACCAGACCACAGUCCUACCGACCUCUCACCCCCAGUUCAUGCCCCAACUGCGGUCAAGGAGAGCACCCGAGGACCUCCUGCCCGGCACGAGCUGCGAAAUGCAACUACUGCGGUUGUUCCGGACAUUUCGCAGUGGUGUGUCGGAAAAAGGCUGCAGGCGAGCGAAAGAAGGAAUACAAGUUGUUUGCUCGCAACUACGGUUUUCGCGCUGUGACGUCUAGCCCCAGGUACCCCCAGGCUAAUGGUGAAGUGGAGAGGAUGGUCCAGACAAUUAAAGGUCUCAUUACAAAAGCGAAGGACCCAUAUCUUUCUCU